GGUCACCUUGGGCACUGACGGAUCAGGGACGAUGGUAAUGUACGAAGACAAGGAGUGCAAGGAUGCUACCCCCUUCACAACCCCAUUAACCAAGGAACAGCUCUUGUCGCACCAGUGCCUCGGAAGUAGCAAGUAUUAUGCUGUCAAUACCCCCACCCCACCGACGGUCGCUCCAGUGACUGAUCCCCCCACGAAGGCCCCCACCGCAGCCCCGACGGCAGCCCCGACGACGGCGCCAACGACAGCUCCGACGACUGCCCCAACCGGCAGCGGCUCGACGAACACUGGCAACUCAGAUUCAGGAGCGGCAUCACUGCCUACGGCGUCUACGCUCCUUUCCAUCAGCUUGUGGCUGGUCGGAUGGAUGGCAGCGCUUCUGCUGUGAAAGUGACGCUUCGUCCCCCGCGAUGACACCGCGUGCUCGGAUGGAGAGCACAUCGUUCAUGGUGCAGACGCUUUUUUAUUUUCAUUUUUCAUUCUAGCGGAUUUCUGUUGGUCGCGACUACUACGGAGCAGGCAGAUAGGAAGGUCGACCAGCAUGCAUAACAACAACACGAUUAUCAUUUGACCAGC
Messenger RNA from Phytophthora sojae, 573 nucleotides. RefSeq lists its product as hypothetical. Bases 32 to 385 code for a protein of 117 amino acids. The transcript has a single exon. Lineage: Eukaryota; Oomycota; Peronosporomycetes; Peronosporales; Peronosporaceae. The record is from RefSeq and is a predicted model, not a curated record.